This is a messenger RNA of Drepanopeziza brunnea f. sp. 'multigermtubi' MB_m1, 453 nucleotides long. RefSeq names its product 60S ribosomal protein uL15. Gene Ontology annotation, cellular component: cytosolic large ribosomal subunit; ribosome. Gene Ontology annotation, biological process: translation. The record is from RefSeq and is a predicted model, not a curated record. Gene Ontology annotation, molecular function: structural constituent of ribosome. Lineage: Eukaryota; Fungi; Ascomycota; Leotiomycetes; Helotiales; Drepanopezizaceae.
AUGCCUACUCACUUGAGCAAGACCCGCAAGCACCGCGGCCACGUCUCCGCCGGACACGGUCGUGUAGGAAAGCACCGCAAGCAUCCUGGUGGACGCGGUCUCGCCGGAGGACAGCACCACCACCGCACCAACAUGGACAAGUACCACCCGGGAUACUUUGGAAAGGUCGGUAUGCGUUACUUCCACAAGCAAGGCAACCACUUCUGGAAGCCCGUUGUCAACUUGGACAAGCUCUGGUCCCUGAUCCCCGCCGAGAAGCGUGACGAGUACCUGUCCUCCGCCGGCAAGAAAGACACAAUCCCCGUCCUCGACCUGCUCCCGCUCGGCUACAGCAAGGUGCUGGGCAAGGGCCGCCUGCCGGAGGUCCCGCUAGUAGUGCGCGCGAGAUGGUUCAGCAAGGAGGCCGAGCGCAAGAUUACUGAGGCUGGUGGCGUUGUCGAGUUGGUCGCAUAA